This is a messenger RNA of Spirodela intermedia, 6568 nucleotides long. The record is from the annotation of a GenBank genome assembly. Lineage: Eukaryota; Viridiplantae; Streptophyta; Magnoliopsida; Alismatales; Araceae.
AUGGGUUGUCAAAUAGUCUCCAGCGAUUGUCACCCGGCAGAGCGGAAAAAUGGUGACUUUGCAGCUCUCUAGCGACUGUCACCCGACGGAGAGGAGUUGGAUGAAGGUGGGGCGUGUAUUAGGGAGCUUCAUCCUCAGGUCCACACAGCAAGAGGAGGCUCUUCAUCGCAUCUGGUAUGCUCUCAAAAGGUGGAGACUCGUCUCCUAGCGGAUCGUUCUCUUCUCGAUGACGGCUUGUUCGUCGAUCAAUUAGAGAUGCUUUACUUGAUGGAUUUGCGAUCCUUUUAUCGCGAAUCGUUCAAAAAUUUUAGUAACAAUGCUCCGUGAAUCGCUUUGAUGAGAUUUUCAUCGAUGAUCCAGUGAUUCUGGUUGCUUAAUCCUUCACCGGUGAUAUGAAAGAAAGCCACGAUAAUCAAAUAAAAAAUAUGAGUUUUGGCUCUAGGAGGAUUCAAACCUGCACCGGUUGCCCCGCCCUUUCUGGAGAAGGUGUGACGCGGGUUUAGUCCCACAUCAAUUGUGCGUCAAAGUUUCUAGUGAAUAUAUAGUAAUAUUACAUUUCUGAUUAAGUCUCUUUCUCGCGUGUGUACAACCACUCCUUGCCUCACAGUCGGCUGGCCACUAGUGACGUGGAAGGGGAGUGGCGCACACACGUGCCCUAUCGGUCCAAGCCGCUCGAGCCCCUACUCAUGGCUACUCCCGGACUGAGCUUCCGACCCGCUUGCGGGCCCAGUUGGCCAGCAGGUCCCCCUCAUUUUGUUUUAUUUUUAUUUAUUUUUCUUCAUUUAUCUCAAAAGUAAGACUGUAAAAAUCAUAAAAAUUCGUAUAAAAUCACAUAAUUACCCAAAAAAUCACGUUAAUUAACUAAAAACCACUUUUCACACUUUAACACAAAUAUAAGUCUAUUUAUCAUGAGUUAAGGCUAAAACUAUAUUAUUUACUAAUUAUUAACUCAUGAUAAUAAAGACUUAUCACACCCCCCAACUUAAAUCAUUGCUAGUCCCUUAGGAAUGGAAUUACAAAAAUAAAAAAUUUACAAAUCUUGAACAUCAUAUUUCAAUACAUAAAAAUACAAUUAGAAAUGAUGCACCUUUAGACACUUUGGAUUCUUAUAUCAAGUAUUUAAGAAUGAUGUCAAGCACUUAAAUGUUUAAGCACUCCUUAGAAUAACAAUCUAGACUUCAUUUCUUCUAUUCACAUCUUUAUCACUUUUUCACUCAUAGAUAUUUACAAGAUGUUUCAAUUAUCAAUACUUAUCUAAGAAUAAUAUUGAUCUUACAUUUUUCUUUUUCUAUGGCUUGAUUUUUGAAGUUUGCACUAUAUUUCUUCCUUCUCUUUUUUUUAUUUUAUAUAUAUAGUGGAUAAGUAACUUUUUCUAUAGACAAAUUUCAACAAUGAGAAUGAUGUCUCACACCCUCCACGUGUACUCUUCAUUUUCAAGGCUUUCACUUUAUCCACUUAUUUUGCAGCAAGUGUUUUUCUAUGCACGAUUUUCGACAAUGAGAAUGAUGUCUUACCUCCAUGUGUACUCUUCGUUUCUAGAUUUUUCACAUUGCUUUCUCUUCUUUUUUUUUCGAAAUAAGUGAUUUCUCCUCACAAGUCUUAUAGAUCAAGGUGCAAAAAUCUUUAUUAAACUCAAAUGAUCAAUCAAAUUGUCACAUCAAGUAAAUACUAUCUAUCAAGAUCAUGAAGUGAAAAUAUGUAAAAUCAAAUUCAUGUUAUCUAUCAUGUAUCCAAGGAGUGUUCCAACAUUUCAUGCUACUAGAUCAUUCUUUUGACUCAAUAAUAAUCUUCCUAAUAUCUUUUGGUAUCAAUCAAUUUAAUUGAUUUAAUUUUUCAUGCAUGCAAUAUGAUGUAAGAAAUUUGUAAAUUAGAUAGUUCUGAUAAUUCUGUUUUCUAUUUUCAGUUAUAUUUUUAGCAACAAUAAAUUUGUCAAAAAUAAAUCAAAACUAUCCUCUUUAUAGCUGUAAUUUUGAAUUUCAGUAAUAUAUGUCUAGGGGAUUGAAAUGUGAAAAAAAGGUCUCUAGAAUUUCAAAUUUCAGGCUAUUUUUUGUCUGCUGUUUUUGACAGUCUGUUGUUCUUGAUAGAAAACCAGAAAAUAGAUGUUAUAGUUUUUCCGAAUUUUAUUUUAUUUUUAUUUUUUUAAUUGUUGUUCUAUGUUGAAUAAAAUGCAAACACAUGUUCUUAAUCAUCCUACAGUAUAAAUUAAUAAUUAAUACUUUACCCCCCAACUUAAAAAUGACAUUGUCCUCAAUGACACAGAAAAAUCGAAAUAGAAUAUGCAGAAAAUAUAAUUUUCAAGUGAAGCAUGCAUAUGUGCAAAGUUAAGCAUUAAUAAUAUUUUCAUAAAUGAUAACGCUUAGAAAGACAUCACCUCAACCUCGUUUUUAAUUUUUCACUUCAUCUUACACUCCUCCUCUAGCACUUUUUCGAAAAAACAAAUACAGAAAUAAGUACUGCAAAAUUGUAAGAAAAAUAGAGCUUAAAAAAAAUCAAACAGAAUGAAAUAAAAAUUAUGGGUUACCUCCCAUGUAGCGCUGAAUUUAAUGUCUUCAGUUGGAUAGCUCUUAGAUCAUAUAAGAUGAUCUAUGGCCAUCAAAAUAUAUUUGUAUCCCAAGGUAAGUUUCAUGAUAUUCUUUUUCAGAUUUAGCAUAAAUUCAUAUACUUCAUAUAUAUACCUUGACAUACUUUCAGUCAAAAUAAAAUAGAAAUUAACAAAACUUUCUCAAAAAUAAUAUUUCCAUUUUGAAAAGAAUCUUUCCUCAUUUCUAUCUUGUUUUGUAAGGCUCUCAUUCAUUAAUAAAUACUUUCUAUUAAUAGACCAUAAAAUGUGAUCAAGCCAUAUAAUUUUCAAAUUAGCUCUUACCUAAUCUAGAAUUUUUUCAUCUAAAUUGAUAUCUCUAAUUCUUCCACUCACUUAUUUCUUAAUGUGUUCUUUUAUCUGCAUAAUCUUCCCCUGCUCCAUUUUAUCUUCCAUACAUAUUUGUUCAAUUUGUGAGGAGUGAAAUAUUUCAAGCUUAGAAAUAAUUCUAAUGGGCCAUGGGUUUUGAAGGAUGGAAAGAUUGUCUUCUUUAAUCUCAGAUCUAAUGAAUUCAAUAAAAUUCAAAUUUUCUCCUCUAAAAUUAUCUCUAUAUUCAUAUUCAUUAUUUGUAUUUCUCCCCAUUAGUUGAAUCAACUCUUUUUCUAGCUUUUCGUUUCUCAACUCAUCAAAUUCUUCAUCUUCUCAAGAGCUAUCUUUUAAUUUCGGUAUAUGAUAUACAUCAUCAUUCUUACUAUCAACAUCUAUGGCUGCAAAAUUAUGAUUAGAUUUAUUAAUUUCGUCUCCUAGAUCUCCUAAAUCAACUGAUUUUUUCUCACUUGAAAUAUGUGUUUCUUCAUUUUUGUCCUUACUCUCUUCUACUAAAAUUUGGAUGAUUUUUCUAUGAUCAACUGUUGUUUCUUCAUCUAAGAGUUAUUUCUCCUCAUCAUCCUCACUAUAUUCAUUCAUCAAUUGUGAGCAAUAAAUGAUUUUAUUCAAAUUUUCCGCUAUUAUAUUUUCAGUGUUAAUAUUCUCAUUUACUUCUAAUGGCUCAUCAAUUUCCUCUAAUAAUUGAAAAUAAGGAUCAUGUAAAAUAUUCUCACUCAAUGUAUUCAUUGUCCCAAUAUUUUUAUUUCGUGGGUUUUUUUCUAAAUUUAUUCAGCUAUACUCUCCUUGCUGAAAUCCUAUUGUUAGAUAGUUUCCUAAAUUUUCUAUGGGCUGACUAGGUGGCUGUCACUCUUCUCUCCUAUUCUCAAAAGCCUCUAUAAUUUGUUUUUAGUGCAACAUCAUUUGAUUCAUAGUUUGUUGCAUCAUUUGGCUCAUUUGCUGUAUCAUUUCUAUAGCAUCAAGUUAAAUUUAAGAGGGCUGAUUUUUUUGAAAUCUGUGUUCCUAUUUUGGACGAAAUUCAAAAUUUGAAUUAGAUCUAAGUGCUUUUGGAUUUUGAAUAUUAUUUAGGUUUCUCCACGAAAAAUUAUUCCCCCAAUUAGGAUUAUAAGAAUUAGAAAAAUAUUCCCUAUUUUACUAAAAUUGUGGGGUACCUGCACUUGUUCUUGCCUAGGAUGAUAUUGAAAUUCGAAAUAAUCAUUUUCACCAUACAUAGGAUAUGUACUAUUUGAAUUAAAUUGAUGGUUAAGAGGCUUUCUAAUAUUGUCAAUAAGUAAAUCAAGGUUUUUUAAUCUUUGAUUAAUCUGAUUAAUCUCAUUUCUAAAUUUAGAAUCAUCAUCAUGAUGUAAUUCAUAAAUUCCUCUCUUCUUAUCUCUGUCAUAUAAUUCAAAAGAGGCUUGAUCUCUAGAAUUUUCACUUAAAUUCUUAUAAAGACUAUAAAUCUCAUCAGGGGUUUUCUCCAUAAAAGCUCCUCCACAUAUAGAAUCAACCAUAUUUCUAUGUUGUUCUAAUAAUUUAUCAUAAAAAAUUCUAUUGAGCUGCCACUUGGGUAUAGCAUGAUGAGGACACAUUCUAAGUAAAUCUUUGAAUUUUUCCCAUGUCUCAUGCAAAGUUUUUCCGGGUCUUUGAGAAAAACUCUAUAUAUAUUUUCUCAUAUUUUGAGUUUUUCCUAAAGGAUAAAAUUUGCAAAGAAAGGCUUGUUCUAUGUUUUUCCAACUAGUUAAUUUUAUAUCUAAUGUGGAUAGCCAAUGACUAACUUUGUCCCUAAGUGUAUGAGGAAAUAAUUUCAUCUUAAUAAUUUUCGGUGUAACUUGAGGGAGAUUAACUAAAUCACAGACCAUAUGAAAUUUUUUUAAGUGCUGAUGAGGUUUCUUUAAAAGCAAUCCAUGAAAAUUAAGGAGCAUUUGAAAAAUUCCUAGAUUUAUUUCGAAUUUAAUAAUGGGUGUUAAUGGGACUCUAAUAUUGGAUGCUCUUUGAAAUGAAUCAGGGAUAUAAUAAUUUUUCAUGGCCAUAGGGUUGUUCUCAGUUUGACCUAUACUUCCUUCAAGAUCCAUCAAAAUUAAUUUUUCUAUCAGAUUUUUAGCUUUGACUGAAAUAAUGAAAGAAUUUUCUAGCUUUGGAUGUAAGGAUCUUCUACCAUGCAUAAAAAAUCAAUAAAUUCGAGGGAAAAAGUUUAGUAAUUGUUACCCUCCUUCAGUAUGCUCCAGUCCUUGCCUUACUUCUCUUCGUUCCCUUUUUUUUAAUAAAAAAAAAUCAGCGAGAAGAAAAUAAAAUAAGAGUUAAUUUUUUUUUUGUGUACUCUAAGAGAAAAAUAGAAAAAUACUAAAUAUUAUGCAAUACAUUCUCGGCAACUACAUCAAAAUUUGACGUGACUUAGUCGUUGUAUAGUAAAUCACGCAAAUUUAAAAUUUAUAAAAUUAGAAAAUACGAAUUUUUGGAUAUUUAGAAGUAUUUCUGAACAAAUAUAUCAAUUAUAAUUCAAUAAAACUUCUAAAAAUAGCACUAAUUUUCCAAGUCGAUCACAGAGAUGUAAUUUAAUAUCUAGUAAUUAUUCAGAAUUUUCCUCAAAGAAUAUUAUUUUUUAUGAAUUAUAUAUUAGGAAAUGAAAAUAAAAUAUAAUUAAAAUUCACGAAAAAGGGAAAUAAGGCUGUGGUCGUCAAGAUGAUGUCAAUGCGCGAUGAAUGCGAAUCAGGUGGAAACAGAGUUACGCCCGACGAUCCUUACGUAAGCGAUUACAGACGAUUUAAUUGAUCAAAUUAAGAUCUGUAAAAGCUUGAAGAAUCGUAAUAGAAUGAAGUAUAUCUUGGUAAAUUUAAAAUCAACAAAUUAUCACUAAAUGAAGCAGAAAUUAAGUUGAAAGCAAGAAAAUAGAGUUCUGACGUCGCAGCAGCAAUACGUCAACGAUGCACCGGAAUCCUGAGGGUUCGGGAGGAUCGUCAUGCACUGUCCACGAUUUCGAAGGCUCUCUUUAAACAAGGACGACGUGGGCAAUCUCUAGAUCUCUUUGCAAAGUCUAGAGAUCAAUGAAAUGGGUUGUCAAAUAGUCUCCGGCGACUGUCACCCGGCGGAGCGGAAAAAUGACGACUUUGCAGCUCUCUAGUGAUUGUCACCCGACAGAGAGGAGCUGGAUAAAGGUGGGGCACGUAUCAGGGAGCUUCAUCCUCAGGUCCACGCAGCAAGAUGAGGCUCUUCAUCGCAUCUAGUAUGUUCUCAAGAGGUGGCGACUCGUCUCCUAGCGGAUCGUUCUCUUCUCGAUGACGGCUUGUUCGUCGAUCAAUUAGAGAUGCUUUACUUGAUGGAUUCAUAAUCCUUUUAUCGUGAAUCAUUCAGCAAUUUUAGUAACAAUGCUCCGCGAAUCGUGUUGACGAGAUUUUCAUCGAUGAUCUAGUGAUUCUAGUUGCUUAAUCCUUCACUGACAAUUUACAAGAAAGUCGCGAUAAUCAGAUAAAAAAGAUGAGUUUUAGCUCUAGGAGGAUUCAAACCCAUGCCGAUUGCCCCCCCCUUUCUGGGGAAGGUGUGACGUGGGUUUAGUCCCACAUUGGUUGUGCGCUGAAGUUUCUGACGAAUAUAUAGUAAUAUUACAUUUCCGAUCAAGUCCCUUUCUCGCGCGUGUACGACCAUUCCUUGCUCCACAGCCGGCUGGCCACCAGUGACGUGGAAGGGGAGUGA